GUCAACCGUUGACUUUUUGUCUUCCUGCCACCCAAACGGUUUAGGCUUCUGCGUGUUUCCAAAAAUACAAAGGAACCAAUGGCAGAAGAACACGCAGAGGUAUAAAUCAACGAGCCGCGCUCAGCUCGUCAGGAUGUCAUCAAUUGACAACAUAACGGCAAGACAUUUCACAAUGUAUAUUAACGAUUCUAUGGACGUCAUUACACCUGAGUACUCAUAUGUUUUCAACUUCGAGAACAGCUACUCUUAUGUAGACACUCAAAAAUGGUUAUCGAAUAAUUUAAUGUCCUGCUUCGGCUGCGGUAUCCUUUACUUCAUCGUAAUUGUUAGCGGGAUGUAUUACAUGAUAGAUAAACCAAAGUGCGAUUUGAAACGUCCAUUUGCAUUAUGGUGUGGAACAAUGGCACUGUUCUCCAUUAUCGGACUUAGUAGAACAGCACCGGAGCUGUUCUUUACAUUGGGCCAUCGUAGCCUUUACUAUAGUGUUUGCAUACCUAGUAACUAUUUCCCUAAUUCUGUUUCUGGCUUUUGGACAUGGGCACUUAUCCUAUUGAAACUUGUACAAUUGUGCGAUACGAUAUUCAUCGUGUUACAAAAACAAGAAGUGACAUAUGUGCAUGUCUACAAUCAUAUAUGUAUUAUUCCUUACUUUUGUUUCACAUACAUGGAGGUUACAGCAGCCAUGAGAUGGUUCAGCGUGAUGGAGUACUUUAUUAAUUCCUGCAUGUAUUCUUAUUACACUUUGAAAGCAAUGAAGUUCAAAAUACCAAUAUGUUUUGCUAUCAUUAACAUGAUGCAGCUAAUACAAAUGGAAGGCUGUGUAACAGCAAUGAACACAAGCAAGAAAUAUUGUACAACUACCAGAACGUUUGAUUAGUGGAAUGUUCAAGUAGUAGGAGACCCAAAUUGUUCACAUGAUUCUUUUUGCAUCUUUGCUCCAACACGAUAAAAUCAAAUAAUAACAACGUAACUAAAAUGACGCAAAGUGUAAAAUUCAGGGUCAAUUUUUCUGUAGGUCUUUUUUUGCAAGUCUGUAAAAUUAUUAUAUAAACAAAUACAUAAAAAUU
Molecule: messenger RNA, 1067 nt
Organism: Bombus pyrosoma
Lineage: Eukaryota; Metazoa; Arthropoda; Insecta; Hymenoptera; Apidae
Product: elongation of very long chain fatty acids protein 6-like
Exons: 4
Coding region: 134-877 (247 amino acids)
Biological process (GO): sphingolipid biosynthetic process; fatty acid elongation, saturated fatty acid; very long-chain fatty acid biosynthetic process
Cellular component (GO): endoplasmic reticulum membrane
Molecular function (GO): fatty acid elongase activity
Source: RefSeq, a predicted model, not a curated record